AUGAAUAAACGUCCAUGCCACGUUUGCAAUAGUACGGGACAUCUUUGCCGGGAAUUACCAAGGUAUCCUGACGAGGUGACAACCACUGAAUUCAGUGAUAAUUCACUGGACAGUGCCGAGACGGAAACGGCAGCACCGCAAGAAGAGUCAAUAGGUAUAGAAAACACAGAUUUCGUUUUAUAUGUAAGUGCCGUCGAAACUGAGAGGUGCAGGCGUGGCCUGACCGUCGCCUACGCAUCGCAUUGUCAACAGGAAUCAGCGCUGGACAGACCAGUAGCUGGUCACGCCAAUUUCUGCCCCGGCGAGCUAUCAACCCGCUACAGGGACUUACCACACGUGCUGUCAACUGUCAAACACGAAAUGCUACACGCGCUGGGAUUUAGCGUGUCCCUCUUCGGGUUUUAUAGAGAUGAAAAUGGCGAUCCGCUCACACCAAGACGUGUAGACACAGGAAAUCCGCCAUUAGAUGAGCAGCUCCAAAUCCAUAAAUGGUCAGACCGUGUAGUUAAGAACAUUACCAGGCCAAGAUGGAUGAUCAGAGGUGGCUAUAUGGAGAGGACCCUGCAUAUGAUUGUUACUCCUAGAGUUGUUAAAGAGGUCCGUGAACACUUCAACUGCUCAAUACUAGAGGGCGCUGAAUUAGAAGAUCAAGGUGGAGACGGAACUGCGCUCACACAUUGGGAGAAAAGAGUUUUUGAGAACGAAGCCAUGACCGGUACGCACACUCAAAACAGUGUGUUCAGUAGAAUCACAUUCGCCAUGAUGGAAGAUACAGGCUGGUACAGGGCGGACUACUCCCUCUCUUCCCCCCUCCAUUGGGGAAAGAACUUGGGUUGUGGCUUCGCAACGACUUCCUGCAAACAGUGGCUCAAUACGCAAAGGUUAAGGCGGAAAAACCCGGCGCCAUUUUGUGAGCGAAUCAAAGGCGAACCGUUGCGAACGGAAUGCUCGCCGCGUCGUAAUGCUGUGGUACUCUGCAAUUUAGUCAGACACGACAACAUACUUCCCAGACAGUACCAGCACUUCGAUACUUUACCAAAUGUGCCAUCGGGUGACGAAUCCCACUACGGAGGUUCUGUAUCAUUGGCAGACUACUGCCCAUAUCUCCAGGAGUUCACGUGGAAACACAAGAGCGUACUACUACGAGGCAGCCGAUGUUCCUAUGAGGAGAAUACACCUAAGACUGAUGUAAAUUUCGCGUUAGAAAACUACGGAACACACUCCAAGUGUUUCGACCAUAGCGAUCGGGUGUGGGAGCAGAAAUCUUGUAGACAGAUUAGAGAAUGGCAACACUGGGGAUCCGGUUGCUAUAAAUAUAAGUGUGACAGUGGUCGACUGCAUAUUAUAGUUGGCAACUACACGUAUACCUGUUACUUUGCGGGACAAGUGUUGCAAGUGCGAAUAAUACAAAAAGGCUGGCUUCACAAAGGCGGCGUCGUUUGUCCGCCUUGCAGAGAAAUGUGUGGAGAUGAGUUUGCUUCACGCAAUGAAUAUUGCAAGGGAGGCGAAGAGGCGCCACCGCCGAAUCUAUACCCCAACGAUGUUCUCGCUUGCAACGCGCCCAAAAUUUACAGCGACCUCAUCAUUCUAUUAUCGACGUUUUGGAGUAUAUUUCACUAG
Messenger RNA from Pieris macdunnoughi, 1620 nucleotides. The record is from the annotation of a GenBank genome assembly. NCBI's taxonomy places the organism in Eukaryota, Metazoa, Arthropoda, Insecta, Lepidoptera, Pieridae.